GAGGGAAUGUCCUAAAUCUUAAAUUUGGAAUGGUUUUAAAUUUGAGAUGUUAUUAUAAAAUGAUGGAAUUCAACCCCCAUUUUUGUGCAAGAAACUUCAUCCAUUAUACUACUUUUUCUAAUGGCCAAAAACAUUGAUAGUAAAAGUGUCGGUGGAAAGACCGCCGAUGUGGUUGUGGUUAUGGUUCCACUUCCAGCUCAAGGCCAUCUUAACCAGCUCCUCCACCUCUCCCACAUUAUAUCCGGCUACGGUUUACCCGUCCACUUCAUCGGAACUUCGAGCCGGAACCGCCAAGCUCAGGUUCGCCUCCAUGGAUGGGAUCCAAAAAUCACUUCAAAGAUCCAAUUCCACAAUUUCUUAACACCGCCAAAUCCACCAAACCCGAAGAGCACCACCAAUAAAGUCCCCACACAACUGAUCCAUUCCUCUCUCGCAACGUUUCGUCUCCGGGAACCCAUUUUCGAAUUGGUUAAGAAUCUGUCAAGCAUUUCAAACAGAGUGGUGGUAAUUUACGAUUUCCUCAUGACCUACCCAAUCCAGGAUGUUCAUUCCAUACCAAAUGCAGAGCUUUACUGCUUCCAAUGCGUGUCGGCUUUUACAGCUUACACUUACAUUUGGGAAAUGGCCGGAAAGCCGGUGAUGAUUGAUGGAGAAGCAUUGAAAGACAUCUUGCCCUGUCGCCAGGGAGUCCUUUUCAGCCCUGAACUCGAUGAAUUUGUGCAAAUUCAAAGUCGAUCGAGGAAACUUAGUGCGGGGAUAAUUUUCAACACUAGCAGAGUCAUUGAAGGCGAAUUUGUUAACGUAAUGGCAAAAGAGGGACACCAUUCCGCUGAAAAGCAUUGGGCAAUCGGUCCAUUUAAUCCUCUGGACGUAAAUAAAAGAAGAAGAUCAGAAUCUGAAAAAUCCCAUAAAUGCUUAGAAUGGAUUGAUAAGCAACCUACCAAUUCUGUUAUCCUUGUUUCUUUUGGGACCACAACUUCGUUAUCCGACAAAGAAAUUGAGGAAAUCGCAAUCGGGUUGGUGAACAGCGGGGCGAAAUUCAUCUGGGUUUUAAUGGACGCGGACAGAGGAGAAGUUGUUGUGGGGGAACACAGGGGAUCCAAUUUGCCGGAAGGAUAUGAAGAGAGAAUAAUUAAAGAAGGAAAAGGAUUGAUCCUAAGGGAUUGGGCACCCCAAUUGGAAAUCUUGGCCCAUUCAUCAACUGGAGGAUUCAUGAGUCAUUGCGGGUGGAAUUCGUGCAUUGAGAGUAUCAGUUACGGGGUUCCGAUGGCGGCGUGGCCGAUGCAUUCCGACCAGCCGAGAAAUGCAAUUCUGGUGACUAAAUACCUUAAGAUCGGAAUAAGGGUCGGAGAUUGGGGGCACGAAGGUGAAUUAGUCAAAGCAGAUGAGGUUGAAAGGGUUGUGAAGAAAUUGAUGGACUCAAAAGAGGGAGAUCAAAUGAGGAAGAAAGCAGCAAAGUUAAGGGAUACGAUAAAGAAAUCGGUGGAGAAGGGCGGCGAUGAUGAUGAUGAUGAGGCUAUCGGAACUGAGAUGGAUGCUUUCAUUGCUCACCUUUCUCGGUAGAUUUCUGCUCUUUCUUUUCAAAUUCUACCAAUAACAAUCAUCACCUGAUUCUUAGAGUGGGAAAUAAAGAUGCCAGGAACAAAUAUUAGUUGUCAAGCAAAAUUCUCAAGCACAUUAUAUAGUAAUCAAUAAAAUAUGGGAAUGACUAUAACUUUGCCGAGUUGAUGGUCUCCGAUUACAGUUAAAGAAUCAUGAUUGGAGGACUGAAGGGUUUCAACAAGGGAUUUGAUAGUGGUGCCAUUUUUUUCCUCCUCGAAGGCCUUGUUGGUUCGAGAGGAUGUGUCGUGUUACUCAUUUCUUUAACGGGCAAAUAAAUUAUUCUGACGCAUAGGAAAAAAGGAAUGAGUUUUCUUAUUUUAUUUUGAAUAAAUUUCACGAUUUACUUGAAAUUAAAUUACUCCACAGCUCUUCAAUUUUCUGCACAAUCAUCUCUCGAG
Messenger RNA from Oldenlandia corymbosa var. corymbosa, 2000 nucleotides. Lineage: Eukaryota; Viridiplantae; Streptophyta; Magnoliopsida; Gentianales; Rubiaceae. The record is from the annotation of a GenBank genome assembly.